GUGGCAGUUGUGGAUAAAGGGCUGCCCAGGCUUGGCAGUCCGCUUUCUGCUUUCUCCCGGAACCGCCUCUCAGCCUGUUGAGCUACUCAGAUCAACGCUGUGCCAUGCAAGAGGUCGUUCUGAGCCUGCUGGUCCUCCUAGCAGGCCUUCCUGCUCUAGAUGCCAAUGACCCUGAGGAUAAAAAUAGUCCUUUCUACUACGAUUGGUACCGACUCAGAGUCGGCGGGCUCAUCUGUGCAGGGAUUCUCUGUGCUGUGGGCAUCAUCGUCCUUAUGAGUGGAAAGUGUAAGUGCAAGUUCAGACAGAAGCCCAGUCACCGCCCAGGGGAUGGGCCGCCUCUCAUCACACCAGGUAAGACACUCAGGGGGCGGCAAGGGAUGGGGUUAGGGUCACAAGUGGCACCUGGAGAGGGAAUAUGCCUGCACUGGGGAGAAGGGGCUGGAGAGAUCCUUGCAAACUGACCCCAUCCCUCCUCCAGGCUCUGCUCACAACUGCUGAAGAUGGACCAGCUGAGGAGCACAGAGCGCCUCUGAGCCCAGGUCCUGGUUUUGGAGGUGG
This is a messenger RNA of Microtus ochrogaster (prairie vole), 558 nucleotides long. RefSeq names its product FXYD domain containing ion transport regulator 3 (gene Fxyd3). Gene Ontology annotation, cellular component: membrane. Lineage: Eukaryota; Metazoa; Chordata; Mammalia; Rodentia; Cricetidae. The transcript has 7 exons. Gene Ontology annotation, molecular function: sodium channel regulator activity. The record is from RefSeq and is a predicted model, not a curated record. Gene Ontology annotation, biological process: regulation of sodium ion transmembrane transporter activity. Bases 105 to 461 code for a protein of 118 amino acids.